This is a messenger RNA of Salvia miltiorrhiza (redroot sage), 5443 nucleotides long. RefSeq lists its product as uncharacterized. NCBI's taxonomy places the organism in Eukaryota, Viridiplantae, Streptophyta, Magnoliopsida, Lamiales, Lamiaceae. Gene Ontology annotation, biological process: defense response to other organism. The record is from RefSeq and is a predicted model, not a curated record. The transcript has 7 exons. The coding region runs from base 383 to 5035 and encodes 1550 amino acids. Gene Ontology annotation, molecular function: ADP binding.
AACAAAAACUAAAGUGCUUGAGAGCAUAAAGUAAGAAAAGACAAAGGCAAAAUAAUAAAAAAUAAAAUUGAAAACAAACCAACAAUUUUUUUGACAAAAUAGACAACUCCAAGAAAAUCGGUUAAAAAAAAGCUAUAUAACCAACGGAUUCAGAUCCGUCAAGACCCAGGUGUCUGUCCGAAAGUUCCAAGCUGGCCACCCCCAACCAAACGGUGAGAGAGCCAAAAUCAAAACCAGAGAGACUCCUUCUUCCGCGGGGCCCUCAUCAAUUGAAAUAUUCUUCACUCUUUCUCCACCUAACAGUUGACUUUUAAAAUUUGGACGUUUUGUAUGCAAAUCAGGGGAAGGAUUGGUAAUUCCAAUCCAAUCCGAUAAACCUGAUAUGGCUUCUGAAGCUAUCGAUUCCCUGCUACAAACUUUACGCCAAAUCCUUAAACGCGACGAUGUUCUCACCACUCUUCGUGUUAAACAACGAAUUAUAUCCAUCCACGAUAAAGCUGUGUUCUUGCUGUUGAAUCUCAAACAUUUCCCAAAACAAGAAACUAUCAGGGAGGUAGUAAAUACAACACAAGAGAUUAUUGAGUAUAUUUUCUCCCCAGAAAAUGUUUCAGAUUGUGGGUCGACAGAGGCGAGUGUGAGACUUUCAAUCCAGUUGGGGGAAUUGGCAGGGGAACUCCCCUCAACUGCUGCAGAUGUGGUGGACUACUGCAACAGUCACGACGAUCUCGUCAGAAACUUACGAAGGCGGAGUGACUCAUCAUCAAGGUCUGCAAUAGUGCUGAUUGUCAGCCUUUUAUGCCUGUUGUUGAAAGUGGAGAGAAUUAUAUGGACUGCUAGAAGUUUAUCAAUAUAUUAUCGCUUUAGUGACUAUUUUCGUUUUUGUAAUAGAAGUUUAAAAAACCAUGAUCGCUUUUUUCGUUUUUUUAUUCGUUUGAGUGAUUUUGAUGAAGAUCUGAGAGUAGCAACAGAGCUGAUUGUCAGCAUUUCAAUCCGGUUGCUGGGCUUAGCGGAGAGAAUUAUGUCAACUACUGGAGACUCAGUUGACAACGUAGGACGACAGAGUGAUUCUCCUGCUGUUCGUUCAUCUUCAAGAUCUGCACUCAAUAGUGAAGAUUUUGAUGAUCUUCAUGGAGAUCCAACAUUAGCAACAAAGCUGUUUGUCAGUUCAAAUCGUUUGGCGAGAUUAGCGGACAGAAUUCAGUGGACUGCUCGAGACUUAAUAGACAAUUCUACCGCUGAUGGUUCAUCACCAACAUCUGCCCUCAAGAGUGCAGAUUUUGAUGGUUUUGAUGAAGAUCUGGGUUUUGUGAGAAUGCAGAUUCUCCACUUUUCAGGCGUGUUGGGGAGAUUGGCAGAGGAAAUUAUGUCAGCUGAAGACUACGCAACUGUUGGUUCAUCAUCAACAUCUGCACUCGAGAGUGUAAUGGCUUCAGAACAGUUUCUCCAGAUUUCGGACGAGUUGGAGAGAUUAGCGGAUGAAAUUAUGUCAACUGCUAAAGGCUCAGUUGACAACGUAGGACGACUGAAUGAUUCUCCGGCUGUUGCAACAGAGCUGACCGACAGCUUGGGGAGAUUAGUGGAGAGAAUUAAGUCAACUGCUGAAGAUUCAGUUAAGAACAUAGGACGACUGAGUGAUUCUCCAGCUGUUGGUUCAUCAUCAAGAUCUGCACUCAAGAGUGAAGAUUUUGAUGGUUUUGAUCAAGCUGUAGCAACAGAGUUGACUCUCAGCAUUUCAAACCGGUUGGGGAGAUUAGCGGAGAGAAUUAAGUCAACUGCUGAAGAUUCAGUUAAGAACAUAGGACGACUGAGUGAUUCUCCAGCUGUUGGUUCAUCAUCAAGAUCUGCACUCAAGAGUGAAGAUUUUGAUGGUUUUGAUCAAGCUGUAGCAACAGAGUUGACUCUCAGCAUUUCAAACCGGUUGGGGAGAUUAGCGGAGAGAAUUAAGUGGACUGCUGUUGGUUCAUCAUCAAGAUCUUCACCCACAAGAAAGGAUGUCGUGGUUGGUUUUGAUGAAGAUAGGUUGCAGAUAAUGUCAUGGCUUACAAGCUAUUCAUCCGAGCUGCAAGUCCUCCCUAUUGUGGGGAUGGGAGGCAUUGGUAAGUCCACACUCGCUAAAAUUGUUUAUGAUGAUACAUUCAUUACUUAUCAUUUUGAUUUUCACGCUUGGGUCACAAUAUCGAAAGAUUACAAUGUAGAAAUUAUUCUUUCAAAUCUGCUUGCUUCGAUGAAAGGAAAAGGAAUCCAAGCAGAGAGUGAUUUACAAUGCAAGGUUAAGGAGUCUGAAAUAUACAAAUACUUAAAAGGUAGGAGGUAUCUCAUAGUAGUGGACGACAUUUGGAGUAUGGAAGCUUGGGAUCACAUACAGAGGCUAUUACCUGAUGAUAAUAAUGGAAGCCGAAUCAUAUUAACCACAAGGCUAAAGAAUGUGGCUACUUAUGCUAGCUCUAUGAGCCCCAUUCAUACGAUGCAUUUCUUGGAUGACCAACAAAGUUGGCGUUUGUUCCAGAAAAAGGUCUUCGGAGAUCAAGAUUGUCCUGUUGAGCUACAAGAUAUUGGGGAAAAAUAUGUAAAACGUUGCGAAGGAUUGCCCCUUUCAAUUGUUACUGUGGCAGGACUUUUAUCCAAGAUUGAUAGAACUCCAAAGUUGUGGAAGCGAAUUGGGGCAAAUGAUGGACAGUUGGAAACUAUAUUAUUAUCUUUGAGUUACAAACACUUGCCUCGACAUUUGAGGGAGUGUUUUUUGUAUAUGGCAGGCUUCCCUGAAGAUUAUGAGAUCCGUGUCUCAGAACUCAUCAAACUUUGGGUAGCUGAGGGCUUUUUGGAUGGUCGAUAUGAAUCUAAAAUGUUGGAAGAGGUGGCGGAAGAUGUUUUGGAGGUGCUGGUCGAGCAAAGUCUAGUUUUGGUUACUAGCAAGAAGAGUGAUGGCAAAAUCAAAAGGUGCAAGCUUCAUAGCGUGGUUCGGGAUUUUUGUUCAAGACAGGCUGGGGAAGAGAAGUUACUUCUACCUAUCAUGGAUUACUUUCCUAAUCCUAUCGUGAGAAGGCAUUUUCUCCCACAAGUGCUAGAAAAUCAUCAACGCUUAAGUGUUAAUUGGUGUGAUCUGGAUCUUAAGGACUCUAUGCAUAGCUCAUGCACCCAUUCUAUUAUAUGUUGUUGGGAAAUCAGUUCCCCAUCCAAACUUGGAACGUGGAAGAGACAAGAUGAGUCUCAACGCCUUAUCCUCAUCUUCAAUUUUCGCUCCAAUACUCUCCAGUUCAGAGAUAAUGCCAUUGAGAAUACUCAAGUGUUGAAGCUAAAGAACCAUGCUUGCUAUGGGGAACACUGGAAAACUAUUGAGGGAGGAUUUGUGGAUCUGAGACUUUUGCAUAUUGAUGAAUCAAAUCUGCAGAACUGGACAACUGAAUGUAGCCACUUCCCAAGGCUUCAGCGCCUAAUGCUUCAUCGUUGUCUAUAUUUGUCUAAGAUUCCAGUUGAUAUUGGAAAGAUUCCAACACUUGAACUGAUUGAGAUCGAUGAUCAUAACCGAUCUCUUCUAUGCAGAGUAUCGUUGGAGCUAGCUAGCUUAUCAGAUAUUCGACUUAUGAAAGAAGCAGAGACUCAAGAGGCUUGGGAUGAUGUAAGAAAUAUACUUCCCGAUGAUGGUAAUGGAAGACGAGUCAUUUUAAUGACAAGAGAAACUGAUGUGGAUGAUGUGGUUGGAUUCGUCCUGAGUUGUUUUGCUUUGAAUUUCAACCUCAUCAAAUUAUGGGUAGCUGAGGGAUUCUUGAGACGUCUGAACAGAUCUAAAACCUUAGAAGAAGAGGCGGAAGUGUUUUUGGAGGAUCUUGUCAAGAGAAACCUUGUUUUGGUUACCAAGAGAAAGUGUGACUGCAGGAUCAAAAGUUGCAGCCUCCAUGAUCUGAUGCGGGAUUUAUGCAUAAGAAAAGCGCAUGAAGAGAAGUUUCUUGUGAACUUCAGCAGCGGGCUUUCAGUAAAGGGCAGAAAAAAUCAGCGCCGUGUAAGUGUUACUCGUUCGGGUUUACCAUACUUUCAGAAAAUAUAUGGCUUAACCAUCCAUACGAUUUUGUGCUUCCAUGGCAUUUCUGUAGCAAACAAGUUGGAAGGUUUUAGAUUGCUAAGGGUAUUGGAUGCAGGAGAUGUUUAUGUGAGAUCACUACCAGAUCAACUGUUUGACCUAUUUUAUCUAGCAUACCUUGGUAUCUGCUAUCUUGAAAGGAUACCUGCAGCCAUUUCAAAGCUUCAUAAUCUUGAAACUUUAAGCCUUCGCGCAAAGAAUGAUUGGAUGAACUUUAUUACAUUGAAUUCAUUCUGUUUGCCUCUGGAGAUUUGGAGGAUGCCAAGAUUGAGACAUCUUGUUUUCUAUGGCAGGUUACCAAAUCCAGAAGGAAUAGCAUCUUCUAGUCUAGAAAACCUCCAAACACUCUCUAUAGCGUCACAUGCCAUGUGUAGUGAAAGGAUCUUGAGAAUGAUCCCAAACCUAAAGAAAUUGGAAAUUGAUUGCUCUGAUGGCGAAAUUUUCCUCAACAAUUUGGUGCAUCUGCGUCAACUUGAAGAUUUGAAGUUACGUUCAUCUUUUAGAAUUGUGUUGUACCAUAAGCAUGACUUCACUUUUCCUAAGUCUCUGAGAAAGUUGACAUUAAGCCGUGUGACUCUUCCUUGGGAGGAGAUGACUAUUGUAGGCUCGUUGCCAAAUCUUCGACUGCUUAAACUGACUCAUUGGGCUUGCAAAGGCAGCACAUGGGAAACAAGUGAUGGAGAGUUUCCUAAACUAGAAAUUUUGGUUAUAGAAAAGUCGUUGCUUGAGGAUUGGAUAACUGAAAGUAGCCACUUCCCAAUGCUCAAAAGCCUCGUGCUCGACGAGUGUUUGAAGCUCGCUGAAAUACCAGAAGAUAUUGGGGAAAUUCCAACACUCGAGCUGAUUGAGGUGAAGGGGGAAGCGCGAACGUCACUUGUGGAGUCGGCCCAGAGGAUUCUACAGAAACAACAAGAGUGGGGAAAUGAUGCCCUUCAAGUUCGUUGCAUGGCUCAUCGAUGAUGUGCUCUUUCCAUCCUUCUGUCGACACAAAAGAUUAAUUUUGUUGCAGAUCAGGAAAUAUGCAAUCAAAUGUGAUGAACUAGGCCUCAGAUUCUCACAAUGACAGUUUUGGAUUUCAAGUUCGUUUUAUGACUCGUUAAUCAUGAUACUCUUCUAAUGAGCCAAUGAUUCUCAUACAAAGAGCUGAGAGGAUGGAAUAUGGAAAGAAGUGUCUUCGACCAGAGCUAUUUUUCUUAAUGCUUUGAUUAGUGAAAAUUAUAUUUUUGCUCUGUUUUUAUGUCGUGGAUAGAGCCACUUUAUGUUAUUCUCUAGUUUCAUUGCUUCCAUGGUGUAAGAAGCUCAAGAAAAUAAUUUAUAGCCCAAAUCAAAGUAACAAUUUUUUUUAGGAGAAUGACAGUAAAGUACAAC